Molecule: messenger RNA, 2039 nt
Organism: Ctenopharyngodon idella (grass carp)
Lineage: Eukaryota; Metazoa; Chordata; Actinopteri; Cypriniformes; Xenocyprididae
Product: TRPM8 channel-associated factor homolog
Exons: 6
Coding region: 1-1890 (629 amino acids)
Source: RefSeq, a predicted model, not a curated record
AUGGCACGUGAACAGGACUACUGCACUCUCAUGUCUGGGCUGCAGGAGCUUGAUUUCCAAGGGAAUGCAGUGCCCAGCGAUCUCGUACUAAUAGGUGAACAUGCCUUUCCACUUGCCAUGAAUCCACGAGGUCAGGUGCUGAUGGCUGCAUCUCAUUACGGUCAGGGACGUAUAGUGGUGUUGGGGCAUGAGGAAUACCUAACACGCUUUCCUGGCCUCAUAAAGAAUGCCAUAAUGUGGCUCAUGCAAUGUACCGGUGAUGUUGGCAUUGUAGGGAUCAAGGGAAGUUUACAUUCAGUAGCUGACAACUUGAACUGCUCCCCUAUCAAGACAGAGCUAGGAGACUUUCGGGAUGGAUUAGCUAUAUAUAUCACAGAUGCUUACAGUGUCGAGACCUGUGCAAAGGAUCUGAUUGCUUUCCUCAAAGCUGGAGGUGGUUUGAUCAUUGCUCGCCAAGCCUGGAGUUGGUCUUAUGACCAUCCACAAGAAAACACUAUAAGGAACUUCCCAAGAAACAAGGUAAUAGGCAAAGACUUCAAAGAUGAUCUAGGGUUCCUGCUACAAGGUGUGUCCGAGUUUGACACCAAAGGUAGGGAUAUAGCAUCUGAGGUGAUGGUGCACGGACCAUUAGCAUUUCCCAUUGCGGUCACUCCAGCUGGAAAAGCAUUCAUUGCUGGUGCCUAUUAUGGACAAGGUCGAGUAAUUCUGGUAUCCCAUGAAUGGUACCUGAGCCGGGACUCUCUGUCCACACUCAUGAUCAAUGCUAUCAAGUGGCUUGAUGAGGGUCGGACGGGUGCUAUUGGGAUCCUACCCAAACUCAAAGCAGCCCACGCAGUACUGAGCAAAUCAGGUUUAGAUUGCCAGUUGACUGGCUUUAGAGAAGAUCUAAGCGUCUACGUCUGCUCUUCUUACAGUGAUGCCCAGUGUGCAGAGAUCCAAGAAUUUGUUGCUGAAGGCGGAGGUCUUCAUGCCUGGCAUUGGGCCCAGACCCACCCUGGCUGCAAUGUGUUGACCGAAUGCCCAGGAAAUCACAUUCUUAACAAGAUGGGAUUGAGCCUCUUAGGCAACACCUUGGGUGGAGGGUUAUAUAAGGCCCCAGAAAUAGAGCAUUGGUGUAGAGAGGGGUACCACUUUCGUAGCACGCUGCAGCGCUUUGUCGAACAUGUGUGCAGUAAUUGUCCUGUUGAGAGUGCCAAAGACCACCUGAUGCUCCACAUUGGGACUGAGGUAUACAAAGUGUCACCCAAUCCUGAUGCCCUUCUUCCAUACAUCAUCAAGGACAGACCCGACUUGCCCACUGUGUCUAAUGCAAGAGUUCGGAUCAGUGCAAACACUGCGGAUAACACUGGUAGAGCAAACAUCCUGAAACGGGCUCCUGUGGUCCAUGAGCGAUUCCACUUGGACAAAGAAAUGGUCCAGGUCGGGAAUCUGUGGGGAGGGCUCAUCUACCUAAUUGCACCUCCCCAGAGCAAAGUGGACGGGGUGGAAAUUGUCGUGCAGGUCUCAGUACAGGCUCCAUACUUCAAAUCUGGAGAGACAAGUGUAGCUGACUGGGUGAGCAGGAUCCGUUCGGCACCUGCCCCCUGGGCAGAACUUGAGUUUGAGAAUAUCAUCAUCACAUUAGAAUCCCAGUUUAUAAGGAAUCUGGACCGCCCUGAUGAGGUGGCUAAACUUUGGGAUGCCAUAAUGAGAAGCAUAGCUGACCUGGCAGCAAAGCCUGCCAAGUUUCCCCGCAAGGAGCGGUUUGUUGCGGAUGUUCAGAUCUCUAGCGGUUUCAUGCAUUCUGGAUAUCCCAUCAUGAUGCACUCCAAGUCUGCCCCAGAACUAAUAAACAUGGAGGAAGCCUAUAAAAGUGGUCUUUGGGGAGCCCAUUCACGAGUUGGGUCAUAACCAGCAGCGUGGAGUUUGGGAGUUCCCUCCACACACCACUGAGUGCACCUGCAACCUGUGGUCAGUGUACGUACAUGAGGAAGUGCUGCGAUUGAAUAGAGCUAAUGCUCAUCCCAACAUGACUCUAGAAAAACGCCAGGCUCGUGCCA